AUGGGUGAACCAUUGUUACAAGAGCCGAAUGAGAAUGUUGUUGUAGAUGAACCAAAACUUCAGCUUGGUCAAGAAUUCGAAUCAAUAGAGGAGGCCUAUUACUUUUACAAUGAGAUAUAUGCAAAGACUGUUGGUUUUAGUGUGAGAAUGGGUUCAACUAAGAGAAGUAAGGUGACUGGAGAGAUUACUUGGAAACAAUUUUUAUGUUCCAAGGAAGGAAAAACAGAUGAGACUUAUGAGAACUCAAAACGGCAACAUUCAUCGACCAUGGAGGAAAGAAAUUGCGGAAUUAAGCGUAUGGGUUGUAAGGCAAGGUUGAACAUCGUCUUUAACAAGGCAAGUAAAAAAUGGUGUAUAAGUGACUUCGAGGAGGCUCAUACACAUGAACUUACAACCCCCAAAAGAGUACAUUUAUUACCAUCACACCGCAAGCUUACAAAGGCAAAGAAGUGUCUUAUGGAAAAGCUAAGUAGUGUUAAUGUUCGAACAAGUCAGCAAUUCAAAAUAAUGGAGACUGUGGCAGGUGGUAUACAAAAUGUUGGGUGUAUUGUCAGAGAUUUGAGAAACUUUGAAAGAGAUUCAAGGGAAGAAGUGAAGGGACAUGAUGCAACUAUGCUACUUGAGUACUUAGAGUCAGAAAAGGAAAAGAAGCCAUCCUUUUAUUUUGAAGUUGACCGAGAUGAAGAAAAUAGAUUGAAUCGUUGCUUUUGGGCUGAUCCUACCUCAAAAAAAGCAUAUUAUUUCUUUAACGAUGUAGUUGUGUUUGAUACUACGUACAACACAAACAAAUAUCGUAUGAUCUUUGCUCCAAUCACAGGCGUCAACCAUCAUGGCCAGACAAUUGUAUUUGGUUGUGGACUUUUAAGUGAUGAGAAAACUGAGUCUUUUAUUUGGUUACUGGAACAAUGGUUGAAAUCUAUGCCUAGUGGUCCACCGAAAGUUAUAAUUACUGAUCAAGAUCCAACAAUUGCAAAAGCCAUCGCUCAAGUUCUUCCACUUACACUCCACCGUUUUUGUCUUUGGCAUAUCAUGUUUAAAUUUCGAGAUAAGCUUGGUCCUGUGAUUGCUCAAAGUUAUUAUGGACUCUUCAAAGCCAGUGUAUAUAACUCUAAGACUAAAGAAGAAUUUGAAGCUAGUUGGAAGAAUGCUGUGCAACAAAGCAAACAAGAAAAUCAUGCGUGGUUGAACACAAUGUAUGAACUACGAAGUAAAUGGAUCCCUGCAUUUUGCAAUCACAUCUUCCAUGCAGGUAUGCAAAGUAGUCAAAGAGUUGAAAGUAACCACUCAUUCUUCAAAUCAUUUGUUUCAGUGAACAAUUCUUUAUUGGAUUUUGCUACAAGGAUUAAACGGGGACUUAGACAACAAAGGCAUGAAGAACUGAUUCGUGAUCAUGUUGAUAGUAAUGAAAUUCCAAAGACAAGGACUUACUAUCCCAUAGAAAAGCAAAUGCGUGAGGUGUACACAAAAGAAAUAUUUUUGAGGUUUCAAGAUGAGGUUGUCAAAAGCACUGCUUACUUGAAAUGUGAAACUUUGAAGGAGGAUGAAAAUGAAUGUGUCUAUAAUGUUUUAAGGGCUGCAGAUGAUGAACAAAGCUGGAAAUUGCGACAAAUUGUUCAUGACAAAGUAUCUGGUUUUGCCAAGUGUAGUUGUGGAGGCUUUGAGGUUGAAGGAAUUGCAUGUAGGCAUAUCAUUUUCUUUUUUCGAAGUAUGAAGAUGGUACAUUUGCCAAGUGAAUACAUCUUAGAUAGGUGGACAAAAAAUGCAAAAGUUGGAAGAGUUUGGGAUGAUGAUGGUGUCGAAGUGAAAGAUGUGGGUGAUAAGUCAUUGAUGAUGAGAUACAUUCAGUUAUCUCAACUUUCACAAGCUGUAAUUGAUGAGGCGUCUCUUUCAUCAGAAACAACAAAAUAUUGCACAGAUGGACUCCAUUCGCUUCGUCUUGGUAUUAAAGAACUUCUCUAA
Rosa rugosa (rugosa rose) is the source of this 1959-nucleotide messenger RNA. RefSeq names its product protein FAR1-RELATED SEQUENCE 5-like. NCBI's taxonomy places the organism in Eukaryota, Viridiplantae, Streptophyta, Magnoliopsida, Rosales, Rosaceae. The coding region runs from base 1 to 1959 and encodes 652 amino acids. Gene Ontology annotation, molecular function: zinc ion binding. Gene Ontology annotation, biological process: regulation of DNA-templated transcription. The record is from RefSeq and is a predicted model, not a curated record. The transcript has a single exon.